CCGGGGCCGCAAGAAGCGGGUUGUUGGACUGAACGAUAGACUCGGAGUCUGGGGUGACGGGAGGGGGACGGUGGAGUUUGGCGCAAAGCCUGCCGGGGCAUGGAGUCCCGAGGAGCUUUGUGCGCAUGUGCGGGGAGGUGAGGGGGCUUGGGGGGCCUCGCCUGAGAGAGUAAGGCUGUGGGAGGAGCUGCAGGACUGAGGUACCAAGGCUCGGAGCCCAGCGAGGGGCCAAGCUGGGGCUUGACCCUGUGGGAUUCCAGGAAGCAGACACCGUUUCCUCACCACCCGAGUGCGUGCCACCCCUUACGCAGACUUCUUUGCCCCCUGGGACACGCGGGGCAGGCGCUGCCGUCCGGAGGCCCCAUGGAGGUGGUGGUGCCCGUGAAGCAGGAGGCCGAGGGCCUGGCUCUGGACUCUCCAUGGCACCGCUUCCGCCGCUUCCACCUGGGUGACGCGCCAGGCCCUCGGGAGGCGCUGGGGCUGCUCCGCGCCCUGUGCCGGGACUGGCUGCAGCCCGAGGUGCACACCAAGGAGCAGAUGCUGGAGCUGCUGGUGCUGGAACAGUUCCUGAGCGCGCUGCCUGCGGACACGCAGGCCUGGGUGUGCAGCCGCCAGCCGCAGAGCGGGGAGGAGGCGGUGGCCCUGCUGGAGGAGCUCUGGGGGCCAGCAACCUCCCCCGAUGGGUCAUCAGCAACGGGGGUGCCUCAGGACGCGACGCAGGGCCCCGGCACGGCCGGUGGCAAAGAGGACAGUGGGAUGGUUCCCUUAGCAGACACAGCCCCUGGGGCUCAGGGGCCGGUGGCUGGGGACUCCCAGGCUGUGCGCCCCUACAAGCAGGAGCCCAGCAGCCCCCCCUUGGCACCUGGCCUGCCCGCCUUCCUGGCUGCCCCGGGCACCACGUCCUGCCCAGAGUGCGGCAAGACAUCCCUGAAGCCAGCGCACCUGCUGCGCCACCGGCAGAGCCACUCCGGCGAGAAGCCGCACGCCUGCCCCGAGUGCGGCAAGGCCUUCCGGCGCAAGGAGCACCUGCGGCGCCACCGCGACACGCACCCUGGCAGCCCCGGGCCCGCGCUGCGUCCGCUGCCAGCCCGCGAGAAGCCCCACGCGUGCUGCGAGUGCGGCAAGACCUUCUACUGGCGCGAGCACCUGGUGCGCCACCGCAAGACGCACUCGGGAGCGCGGCCCUUCGCCUGCUGGGAGUGCGGCAAGGGCUUCGGACGCCGCGAGCACGUGCUGCGCCACCAGCGCAUCCACGGCCGGGCAGCAGCGGCGGCCAGCGCACAGGGGGCGGCGGCCCCGGGCCCCGACGGCGGGGGCCCCUUCCCGCCCUGGCCCCUGGGGUAGCCAGCCGUGCGGGUCGGUCGGUAGGAGCUGCCUCACCACCCCUUGAUGCUGCCCCUAGGCCCUCCCUCCUCCUCCCGUCGCCAUAGCUUGGCCUCAUCCCCUCCUCCUCCUUCCCGCCUGCCAGCUGCCUCCCUUAUCUGAACUUCCCAGCGCCUUCCUCUCUCUUCAGCUUCUUUCCCCACAUUUCACUUUCCUGCCCAGGUCUCACCAGCGCCUCCCUUUCUGAUUCCUGGGCCUCUCUCGCUGUGAGAAGGGGCCUCUUUCUGAUGUCUUCUUCUCCUCCUCUCUCUCUCCUGCUCCCAGCCUCCCUCUCCCUCCUCCAUUCCUCUCUCCCGGCCUUUCUCUACCUCAAAAGCAGAGGUGAGGGCCUGGGAUCCCUGAGGGGCAGGUGAGGAGCAGCUCAGGGGAGCAGUGGCAGGCCAGGCCCCCUUUAUGAAGCGAAGGCUGAGGGAAAGGGAUCUGGGUCUUCCCUAGGAAUCCUUCCCCAGGACAGGUUCGGGGCCGGGAGGCAGCAGGUGAUGGCUCUGACAGGCUGGACCCGGGGCCUGGCUGUGGGCUCCUUGGUCUUGCUGCCCCCUGUGACCCAGAGGCAUGGGAUGGACAGAGAUGCCUGCCCCAGUGAAGCUGGGUGGGGACAGCAGGUCACCAGCAUCCAGAAGGUCAUAAACUCAGUGUGUAGACCCGGAGUCUGAGCUCUGCCCAGUGCAAGUCACCAGCGUCCAGAGAGUAAUAAAGUCACUGUGUGUAGA
Molecule: messenger RNA, 2093 nt
Organism: Saimiri boliviensis boliviensis (Bolivian squirrel monkey)
Lineage: Eukaryota; Metazoa; Chordata; Mammalia; Primates; Cebidae
Gene: ZNF444
Product: zinc finger protein 444
Biological process (GO): regulation of transcription by RNA polymerase II
Molecular function (GO): DNA-binding transcription factor activity, RNA polymerase II-specific; RNA polymerase II cis-regulatory region sequence-specific DNA binding
Source: RefSeq, a predicted model, not a curated record